Cyphellophora europaea CBS 101466 is the source of this 399-nucleotide messenger RNA. RefSeq lists its product as uncharacterized. The record is from RefSeq and is a predicted model, not a curated record. Lineage: Eukaryota; Fungi; Ascomycota; Eurotiomycetes; Chaetothyriales; Cyphellophoraceae. The transcript is spliced from 2 exons. Bases 1 to 399 code for a protein of 132 amino acids.
AUGCCCGACUACGGCAAAGGCAUCAAAGAUCCAGAGGGGGGCGCGACGUCAAAGUCGCCGCUCUCCUCCUUCACCCGCUGGCUGCAGAUCAAAAAGUACCAGUACGAAGUCACGACAUCGUUAUACAUGCUCACGCCAACCGAGAAGUUUGUUUUCAAUGUCAUCAUACUCGUCCUCUUCACCCUCCUCGUCGCCGCUGCUGUUGCCUACCUACCCAACCACAUUGCCGUCAUAUCUAAUCGGCUGUGGUACUACGUGCACGGCGAAUUCCUGUACGCUACUGCCGGGACCGCGGCGCAGAGUUCUACGAAACAGGCGCUGGAGACGACGGGGAAGUUGGUACAGGGGAUGGCGAGUCAGACGGCGGAGCAGGUGGUACGGCAGGCGCACGAGCUUUAG